AUGAAUACAUGCCGCAAACCGCGAGUGGUGCUGGGUGCAAGCGGGAGCGUGGCGACGAUUAAAGUGCCAGAGAUAGCAGUGCGGCUAUCGGAAACUACAGAGGUGUGCGUGGUGCUCACCAAGUCGGCAGAUUUUUUCCUACAACGUGCCAAAGAUUACAAUGCAAUUGCUUGGACUAGAUUCAUUGCAGCAACCCAAUUGCCUGAUCAUGAGCAUGGAAAGAUUCGCAUUAUGCGUGACGAGGAUGAGUGGAACGCGUGGAAUGUCGUUGGGGACAGCGUGCGUCACAUUGAGCUGAAGGACUGGGCUGAUGUGAUGCUGCUGUCACCGAUGUCGGCGAAUACACUUGGCAAACUUGCAAACGGCUUGGCGAAUAAUCUUCUGACUUGCAUCGCUCGGGCGUGGAUCAUGACGAAGCCCUUUAUUUUUGCACCUGCGAUGAAUACAGACAUGUGGAACCAUCCGCUCACCGCAAAACAACUUCGAGUGCUAAAUGAGCUCGGCUACAAAUUGAUACCACCCGUGGAGAAGAAAUUGGCUUGCGGUGUGACGGGCUUUGGCGGUCUUGCAACUGUUGAUAGCAUCGUUGGGUUUACACUCAAUGAGUUGAGUCACUUCUCUCUUCUUAAUUAG
Peronospora belbahrii is the source of this 633-nucleotide messenger RNA. The record is from the annotation of a GenBank genome assembly. NCBI's taxonomy places the organism in Eukaryota, Oomycota, Peronosporomycetes, Peronosporales, Peronosporaceae.